Molecule: messenger RNA, 2197 nt
Organism: Prunus mume (Japanese apricot)
Lineage: Eukaryota; Viridiplantae; Streptophyta; Magnoliopsida; Rosales; Rosaceae
Source: RefSeq, a predicted model, not a curated record
CACUCUUGCAAAACAAGUUUAUCAUCAUGGUGAAGUUAAGCGUCAUUUCGAUUGUUUUGCUUGGGUGUGUAUCUCUCAACAAUGCCAAGCACGGGAAGUUUUGGAAGAAAUUCUUACUAAACUCAUUUCUCCUAACAAUGAGCAAAGACAAGAAAUUGCAAAAUUGAAGAUUGAUCAAAUAGCAUAGUGGCUUUGGAAUACGCAAAGAGAAAGGAAAUGUUUGGUGGUGCUGGAUGACAUUUGGACCAGUGAUGCGUGGAGCUCUUUGCAAGCUGGAUUUCCAAAGAAUGAGGAAACUGGGAGCCGAAUUUUACUCACUACUCGCAACAAAGAAGUUGCUUCGUAUGCUGACAAAAAUGGUUUCCUCUUCGAACCACAGUCGUUGAAUGAUGAUGAAAGCUGGGAACUGUUUGAGAAGAUUGCAAUGUCUGAAACAAAAGACCCUAAAAUUUAUGAACAGAAGAAAGAGCUUGGAAUGGAGAUGCUUCAACAUUGCAAAGGUUUGCCACUAGCCAUCACGGUGCUCGCAGGACUUCUUGCUAGAAAAGACACAGUUGAUGAGUGGAAUGCAAUGCAUAAGAAUGUUUAUGCAUAUAUAAGGAGAGGCACAGACCUUGGACCCGAUUACAUAGGUGAAGGAUAUGAAGGUGUAUCAUGGUUAUUGGAAUUGAGUUAUGAUAACUUACCAUAUUACCUAAAACUAUGUUUUCUCUACUUAGCCCAAUUUCCAGAAGAUUAUGAAAUACCGGUGAGUACAUUGACUAAACUAUGGAUGGCAGAAGGUUUUAUAUCAUCAGCAUCAGCAGAAGUAAUGGAAGAUGUAUCAUAUAGGUGCUUAAGGGAGUUAGUGGGUAGGUGCAUGGUUCAAGUUGGAAAAAAUGGUUCGAGUAAGAAGAUCAAGACUUGUCAUCUCCACGAUCUUAUGAGAGACUUAUGCAUGUUAAAGGCAAAAGAGGGGAAUUUUGUCCAUAUUAUCAAUUAUUCUAUAGCUUCGGGGGCCAAGGAAACUCCAAAUGGUAGAGUUCGAAGACUUGCCAUCUAUUUGGACAAAAUGGUUGAUACAUAUGGUCGGGGAAAAGAUGAAAAUUAUGGACAUGUUAGGUCUUUGUUAUACUUUGUCCCAAAAUUCUCGGACUUGGACUCAAAGGUGACUAAAAACUUAGUACGGUCACUAUUAAGGAACUUCACAAUGCUUAGAGUAUUGAAGUUUGAAGGUAUGGAUGUUAGAAAGUCGAAGUUACCAGAUGAAAUUGGGAAUCUAGUGCACUUAAGGUUUUUAAGUGUAAGGGGUAGUGUUAUUCGAGUGGUGCCAUCAUCUAUAGCAAAUUUGGUAUGUUUUCAGACUUUAGAUUUACGUACCCUGUGGGGGACUAAAAUUCCAAAUGGAAACGUGUUUUCCAAGAUGGAAAAAUUGAGACAUAUAUAUUUACCCAGAUUUCAGAGUGCAAGAGAAAAACGUUUGUUAUUUGCUACUGAGGCAGUGAAUUUGCAGACGGUAGUCAAUAUUUAUAUUCAGGCAUCAUCUGAUUUAGAUGAUUUUGUUAAACUGACCAACCUUAGAAAAUUGGGAGUCAUCAUAUUUGACGGAGGGGAAAAAAAGGAGAAAGGGACAAACAUCAUAUUUAAGCAUCUCCAGUCUUUAUCGGUGAACUCUUGGUUGGAGGAUCUAGCAAUACCAUGGAACAUAGUAUUAACCUGUCCUAAUAUAUACAAGCUGCAUCUAGAGGGACGUAUCGCAGAGUUACCAAAAGACCUCCUGUGCCUUACGAACCUCACCAAGCUUACAUUGAUAAGAUUUGGUAAUCUCAAGGAAGACCACAUAAAAGUAUUACAAAAGCUGCCAAGCUUGAGAAUGCUUUUUGCUAUUGUCGGGAUUUUUCCGGCAUCUCUUGUUUGCUCAGAGGGAGGCUUUCCAUUUCUCGAAUGUCUCUAUCUUUAUUAUUUGAGUGAGUUAAAAGAAUGGAAGGUAGAGAAAGGAGCCAUGCCUAGUCUUUGCAGAUUGCAAAUUGGGCAUUGCUUAGGAUUGGAGGCAAUUCCAGAUGGGCUCCAACAUAUUACUACCCUCAAGAAAUUAAUCAUCGAAAUGACGCGUCCUGAAUUCUGUAGGCGGCUUGGGGAAGGAGGAGAGGAUUUUUACAAAAUCCAACAUGUGCAGUCUGUUAUUAUAACAAAUAUUUUACCAAACCAUCCGAGAUAA